Messenger RNA from Elaeis guineensis (African oil palm), 1155 nucleotides. RefSeq lists its product as uncharacterized. Lineage: Eukaryota; Viridiplantae; Streptophyta; Magnoliopsida; Arecales; Arecaceae. The record is from RefSeq and is a predicted model, not a curated record.
UGGUUUUUGGGUUUCUGUUUGUGUGAAGCCAUGGCUGCCUUUCGAUUCACUUGCUGUGUCCCAGAUCUCUGAAGAGCUGUUCGGAACACAUUCCUGGGUUGGCCGUACUAUACGGUGAAGAGAAUGAGUCAAGAAGAUGGCAUGAACAAAGCGGGGUCGACCAGGUCGACAUAGAUGCAGAGGAGAAGAUGGUGACAGUCUCAGGCAAUGUUGAUCCUGCCAUCCUUCUGCAAACGCUAAAAAAGGCUGGUAACUGUGCAGAGCUCUGGGGCUCAGAGGAUGGAAAGAACGACGACCAGCUUAAGGAUGGGAAAGGGCAGCAGGAAGACAAUGGCAAGCCCAAAAAGGGUGGUGGAGGAAGAUGUAAAAAUAUGAAGCUCCCCCACCUGCAGGGCCCGAAGUUGCCCUUCGGCCGAAAGGAUAAGAAGUCAGUCAAGUUCGACCUUCCUCCCGAGAAUAAUGCCGAUGAAGAGAGAGGCAGCGAUGAGGAGAGAGACCACAAUGAGGAGGCUGAUGACAUCCAUGGAGACAACGAGGACAACCAAAACCAGGAUGAUGACAUUGACGGCGACAAUGAGGACAACCAAAACCAGGGUGAUGACGUUGACGAUGACAGUGAGGACAACCCAAACCAGGGUGGUGGUGGUGAAAAUGGAGGAGGAAACAAUAACAAGGCGGCCCAGCCAUAUGGGGAAUAUUCCGGCUGGUUACUUUCAUGGAGGCAUGGCGGCACCAGAGAUGUCUGCUCCUUCUACCAACCCCUACCGGCAGCAAUACAUGGCUGUCAUGAUGGAGCAGCAGAGGAUGAUGAUGAGCGGUCAAACUGGCGGCGCUGCAAACCCGCCACUGCCAAAUGGUUACGGGACGCCGUACGCGCCACGUCAUGUGGACGAAGAAAAUGAACCUACUGACGGAGCUGCUGCUCUGCUAGCUUUCAUAGACAUGUUAAUAUGUCUUUAUAAAGUUGAAGAUUAUUAUAAUUAUGAAAGCAUGUUCCUCUAUGAUGAGCAAACACUCUGGUGGUCAUCCAUUUUUCUUUCUAUCCUUUUCUUCUUUAAACUGCUAGUCGGGCUUUCAUCCUGAAUUGGAGUGCAGAAGGUGAUUGUGAUGCAUUGGCGAUGUUCUCUGUAUUAGACUGAGAGGGAUUGGUUGUGC